This is a messenger RNA of Centruroides sculpturatus (bark scorpion), 1144 nucleotides long. RefSeq lists its product as uncharacterized. The record is from RefSeq and is a predicted model, not a curated record. The coding region runs from base 182 to 1144 and encodes 320 amino acids. The transcript is spliced from 8 exons. Lineage: Eukaryota; Metazoa; Arthropoda; Arachnida; Scorpiones; Buthidae.
UCCGUCAAACAGUCCUCGUCUAGACGUUGAAACUGUUGGCUCUGUGCACUUAAACUCAUUCAUAGAUUGAAGUUAAUAAAUUCGUAAUUAAGAUCAAUUAUUAUGAGAUACUUGCAAAUUUCACGAUCGUUCAGGUAAAGAAGGUUCGAAGGCUCCAAACGAGAGAAAAAAGAAAAAUAAAAUGGAAUUAAAUUUGUUGUUACAGUUCAGCUUGUUUGUUGUAAUUCACAUGAGCGGAUGCGCUGCUGAAGCGGUCUACGAUGUUACAUGUUCCUCCAAAGUAAUGAAAAUCACCAUUUACAUCAACGUUACAGAAACGACAAUAUAUCUAGAAAGGUUAAAAGGUUAUUACGGUUGCAAACCGGAAAUUCAAAACGAUCGUGCCACCUUUACUCUUUCUCUGGACGAUAUUUAUAGUUGCGGUACGACUAAAAUUUUAAAUAAAGUUACGGGGCAAAAGAUAUAUUAUCAUAGAAUUAUAUUAGAACAUUCGAACGAAGAUAAAGAAGUAAUUCUGGUUAGAUGUGUCAUUCCUGGUGAUCAAAAUAAGAGAAGGAUAAGAAAUGAAAGGAACACUUUGCCUGAAGACUUCUCGGAACCUACAAACAUCAACAUAACCGAUUACAUAGAAGCAUACGCUGCUGUACCUUAUUUAAAUUUGGCAUUAAGACAAAAUGGAAAGUUUCUGGACACGACUCUACACGUUCAACCUGGAACAUCUUUAGAAAUGCUUGUAUAUUUAGACAAGAAAAGUUCAGAUAUAUAUGGCUUGCUAACAACUUAUUUAAAGGUAACGGAUAGUACACCUCAGCAGGAAGAAAUCAUUAUAAUGAAUGGAUGUUCGAUAGAUCCUUAUAUAUUCGGAAAUUUUCAAACAAACGAUAAUGGAAACACUCUUUUCGCAAAAUUCCGAGCAUUCAAGUUUCCAGAUUCCAAUUAUGUACUUUUUGUAGGAACCGUCAAUGUGUGUUUGCAGAAAUGCAAAGAGGUGCCUUGCGGAAAUAACCAAUACGGUUAUGGCAGAAAAAAGAGAGAAAUACCAGCAGAACUCCCUCAAGAUCCAAAUCGUGUGUUUGAAGUGGAAAUGACCGCUUUUCUAAGGGUUGAACAUUACCAAGAUCAUUUCACUUUAAAAAAAGGUUAG